AUGGAUCGGUUAAGCAGGAUGCUCGCCGCUGCCCAAAGCAUGGGCGGCAUGGGUGGUCAACAAGGUGACACCAACCUGAUCGAUAACUCGGAAACCGUCUAUAUCUCGUCACUCGCUCUCCUCAAGAUGCUGCGGCACGGCCGCGCCGGUGUGCCUAUGGAGGUCAUGGGUCUGAUGUUGGGUGAAUUCGUGGACGACUACACAGUACGGGUGGUGGAUGUGUUUGCGAUGCCGCAGUCCGGAACCGGUGUUUCCGUUGAAGCUGUGGACCCGGUAUUUCAAACCAAGAUGAUGGACAUGUUGCGGCAGACGGGACGACAAGAAACGGUCGUUGGUUGGUAUCACUCGCAUCCUGGUUUUGGUUGCUGGCUCUCCUCGGUCGAUAUCAACACGCAGCAGUCUUUCGAGCAGCUUACUCCCCGCGCCGUCGCCGUAGUCGUAGAUCCGAUACAGUCUGUCAAGGGCAAGGUCGUCAUUGACGCCUUCCGCUUGAUCAACCCACAGACCCUGAUGAUGGGCCACGAGCCCCGCCAAACCACAUCGAACGUCGGCCACUUGAACAAGCCCUCCAUUCAGGCGCUUAUUCACGGUCUAAACCGCCACUACUACUCUAUCGGCAUUAACUACCGAAAGUCUGCGCUUGAGGAGAACAUGCUCAUGAAUCUGCACAAGCACGUAUGGACCGAGGCGCUCAUGAUGAACGACUUCCGGGACGAGGGCGAGCGGAACAAGGACAGUCUGCAGAAGCUGGUGUCACUGGCUGAGGGCUACGAGAAGCGUGUGAAGGAGGAGACGGAGUUGACCAAGGACCAGCUCAAGACGCGCUACGUUGGCAAGGUCGACCCAAAGAAGCAUCUCGAAGAUGUAGGUCAACGUCUCAUAGAGGACAAUAUCGUGUCCGUCUCACGGCAAAUGAUCGACAAAGAGGCGUCAGUACCAAAAUCGAACGGAAAGUCAAACGGACAAGUGCCAUCAGAUGACAUGGAUAUGGAAGACUAG
Didymosphaeria variabile is the source of this 999-nucleotide messenger RNA. RefSeq names its product multicatalytic endopeptidase (gene RPN11). The transcript is spliced from 4 exons. Gene Ontology annotation, cellular component: proteasome regulatory particle, lid subcomplex. The record is from RefSeq and is a predicted model, not a curated record. Gene Ontology annotation, molecular function: protein binding; metallopeptidase activity; proteasome binding. Gene Ontology annotation, biological process: protein deubiquitination; proteasome-mediated ubiquitin-dependent protein catabolic process. NCBI's taxonomy places the organism in Eukaryota, Fungi, Ascomycota, Dothideomycetes, Pleosporales, Didymosphaeriaceae. The coding region runs from base 1 to 999 and encodes 332 amino acids.